AUGAUCUUUUUACUCAUCAUUUAUGAUACCAUUCAUGAUUUGUGUCACAUAAUGAGCCAUGGCUGUUCAUUUAGCCAGCCACGUACUGUCUAUAUAUGCGGAUCCUGGGAUGGUUGGCGUCAAAAAAUUCCUCUCGUCAAGUCAGCGAACGAUUUCAGCACGAUUUUAGAACUGACCCCAGGUCAUCACGAAUACAAGUUUAUGGUAGACAAUAAAUGGGUCGUGGAUGAUAAUCAGCCAAAGACUAACAACAAUCUGGGCGGAGAAAACAAUGUGAUGUCUAUCGAUCAGGAUGAUUUCGAGGUAUUCGAUGCACUGGACAAAGAUUUGGCCUCAUCGAAUGCUGGAGAAGCCAUGAGAGGAGCUCCAAAUCAUCAGCCAUCUCACGAUACACCUAAUGAUAGAGAACUCGAGAAACUGCGCACAUUCUCGCAGGAUAUUCCGGACCGCGGAGAGUUCGCAAAGGCUCACAACCCUCCGGCUCUGCCACCUCAUCUCCUUCAGGUCAUCCUGAAUAAAGAUACUCCGGUGCAGUGCGAUCCAAAUGUGCUCCCAGAACCGAAUCACGUUAUGCUGAAUCAUCUUUAUGCUCUCUCGAUCAAAGACGGUGUAAUGGUGCUUUCGGCCACUCAUCGGUAUCGCAAAAAGUACGUGACAACAUUGCUGUACAAACCCAUAUAA
Molecule: messenger RNA, 681 nt
Organism: Haemonchus placei
Lineage: Eukaryota; Metazoa; Nematoda; Chromadorea; Rhabditida; Trichostrongylidae
Source: the annotation of a GenBank genome assembly